Galeopterus variegatus (Sunda flying lemur) is the source of this 528-nucleotide messenger RNA. Its product is annotated as histone-lysine N-methyltransferase SMYD1-like. The record is from RefSeq and is a predicted model, not a curated record. Gene Ontology annotation, cellular component: nucleus. The transcript has 3 exons. Lineage: Eukaryota; Metazoa; Chordata; Mammalia; Dermoptera; Cynocephalidae. The annotation marks the transcript as partial.
AUGACAGUCGGGAGAAUGGAGAACGUGGAGGUCUUCUCUUCUGAGGGCAAAGGCAGGGGUCUGAAGUCCACUAAGGAGUUCUGGGCUGCGGACGUCAUCUUUGCUGAGCGGGCUUAUUCCGCAGUGGUUUUCGACAGCCUCGUGAACUUUGUGUGCCACACCUGCUUCAAGAGGCAGGAGAAGCUCCACCGCUGUGGGCAAUGCAAGUUUGCCCAUUACUGUGACCGCACCUGCCAGAAGGAUGCUUGGCUGAACCACAAGAAUGAGUGUUCAGCCAUCAAGAGAUUUGGGAAAGUGCCGAACGAGAACAUCAGGCUGGCGGCGCGCAUCAUGUGGCGGGUGGAGAGAGAGGGCACCGGGCUCACGGAGGGCUGCCUGGUCUCUGUGGACGACUUGCAGAACCACGUGGAGCACUUUGGGGAGGAGGAGCGGAAGGAGCUGCGGGUGGACGUGGACACGUUCUUGCAGUACUGGCCUCCCCAGAGCCAGCAGUUCAGCAUGCAGUAUAUCUCGCACAUCUUUGGAGUG